Molecule: messenger RNA, 1929 nt
Organism: Zasmidium cellare ATCC 36951
Lineage: Eukaryota; Fungi; Ascomycota; Dothideomycetes; Mycosphaerellales; Mycosphaerellaceae
Exons: 1
Coding region: 1-1929 (642 amino acids)
Source: RefSeq, a predicted model, not a curated record
AUGACCCCAUUCGAGUUCUCACGACUACCUGCGCUGUUCGAUGUACUCCUCUGGAAGAUUGCGCCUGGACUUGGUGAAGCACGAUCGAAAUCUGCGAGAAUAUAUCGGCGGAGAAUCUACUUACUGCUGCUUCUGAUCAUCAGCCUGUGCGCACUCUGCAACCUCAUGGGCCCCGCGACUGCCGUUCUGGUUCUGCCAACACUGCAAUGGAUUGAUACGGCAAAUGUUGGGAACAGUAGUUUUGUGGGAAUGAACGCCGCGAACCCACCCCAGGCUGGCAACUGGUUCAUUCAAACUUCGAACUGUACCGCGAACGAGGCUCAAACCUUCAACUAUUCCUGCGCAGCUCCCACAUUUGGCUCAGCGCUCGAUGUAUGGCUGGAGUCCAUCAGGAAUACGGCGCCAGGCGUGACACAGCAGGAUCAACUUACGUUCAAUAUCAACACCACGUACUCAAUCUCCACCGAUGGGCCUCUGACGGCUAGAUACAACUCAUCGCUGUAUUGGGCCCCGAAUCGAGAAAUCCUUUCGAACCUCAGCGCCGACUUUCUUGCUGUUGGUCUGCUGUCCCUUGGUGUAGACGAAAAGACCUGGGAACAGAAUGUCGGCUCAUUGGAUUCGUACAACUCAUACGCCGAGUACAACAGUAGUCUAAACUUGGCUAUUCUGCGCAACGGGCCAAUCCUGGGGGCUAUUGUGAACAACUGGAUCAGCUUCGACAAUGCCUCUGUCACUGUGGUUGAGGUUGCUCCUAAUCAGCAAAUUCGAUGCUACGACAGCUAUAAUCUGGAUAGCUUCGAUGGGACUUCGAGCGGAAACUACACAAAGUGCAUACAGACCGGGACGGGAUGGAGCCCAUCGAACAAGAUGUCCAAUUUCUCCGUCGCUGGCACGUAUGACUAUGCUACUACUCGAGUUGUGCGACCAGACACGCAGAUCAGCAUUUUCUCGUCGGAGAAAGCUGCGUUUUUGGAGAAUGGAGUCCUUCCUGACUGGCUGCCGGGUGACUGUCUUAGGAAUGGCACUGUUCCUACCGGAACAAACUGCGACUACAAUCGACUGUUCACCAUGGAUCACUCCUCACCUGUGGCAAACCGCAGCUCCAACGUCAACACAAUGGAAAUGACCACACGCCAAAAUACAACCUCUGUAACAGCAGCCAUCGACUUCAUCGCCUUCCUCGGUUUCACAACAUACACUCUGGAUGCCUCACCAAUCACCAACCCCUCCCAAGUCAUUCAAACCGAAGAUAUUGACAACACCCAAACCUCCAUCACCAUCGAUCCCUCCUGGAUGCUCGCCGACUUCUCCGCUGACGCCGGCUCAAUCCAAUCCCCAGACCACUCUACCUCCCAACAACUCUCCAACCUCAUGAACACCUUCCUCUCCCUGGCCCAACAACCCAAUCCCUCCACGGACUCCCUCUCGGACACAGACCAAAACAACUACUACUACCUCACCAUGAUCUCCAUCGCCCAAACCCUCUCCAUAAUCGACAUCAACACAUCACCCUCAACAUCCUCCUCCACCACCACCCAAACCCACCCCCUCCUCCACCGCAGCGCCCGCAUGAACGUCUGGGCCUACAGCGCCUCCUCCUCCCGCACCGCCAUCCUCGGCACCAUCGUCGCCAUCAUCGGCAUCGUCGUCACCCUCAUCCAAUUCGUCAUGUCCCUAUGGGAUAAGAGGCCUUUCCGUAGUUCGACGCAGUUGCUCGUCGCGGCGCUGGAGCAUGUUCCGAGGGAUGAGUUUAGGGGGCGGCAGACGAGUGAGGAGGGGGUCGCGAGGGUGAGGUUUCAUGUUAGGGAGGCUUUGGAGGGGGUUGGUUUUGGUGGGGGUGGGGAUGGGAAGGAGAGAGAGGGGGAUGGGGAUGGGGAUGGGGGUGGGGGCUUGGUGGGGAGGAUUCGGUUUCAGAGGACGGAGGGGUGA